AGGUCAGUAUUGAAACGUCAUUGGAAGUGAUAACAACGUGGAAUUGUUUUGCAGGAGUUUAGGAUUGUUUUUCUAGUGAUUUUCAGAAUUUUUGGGCAAAAAAUAUAAGUGAAGAGUGUUUUAAAAAUGGUGAAGAAGGUGAAGAAUAGAAAUAUGAAGCAUGGCAGGAAAGGUAAUCCGCACAAAAAGAAUUACAAUCAUUCCCGGAAGAACUCCCGGUACAAGGAGAUGUCCAAGGCGAAGGAGAAGCAGAAGCUGGGAGAAAACUAUAAAUUUGUGAAGAAGAUGAAGAAUAUUCAGCGGAAUACGGAAAAUGAAGAAAUCCUGAGGAAGCGUCAGCAGAUUGAGGCUAGAAAUAGGAAGAGACAGGAAGAAUUUGUCAAUAAUGUUCAGGAAAGUGACGAGGAUACAGAGGAGGAGGAUAAUUUCUAUGACAAAGUCCUCUCAAUGAUGAAUGUGUCUAGUAAAGUGUCCAAAGCAAUAGAGACAUCCUCUGAGGAGGAAGAUGAGAGAGAAAUGUCAGAAGAAGAGAAGGAUGAAGAAGAUACAGGAGCUCCAGGUGCUCCAGGCCCAUCCAAAAGGCCUAAAAUUGAGGAAUCUCCGAAGAAACCUUCUUUAGAAGAGGAAAAUAUUCAAGAAGAAGUUGAUCAUGGUGAUUCAGAGUCAGAAGAUGAUGAGAAAAAUCUCUGUGAUCCAUUUUUGAAGCACCUGGUGCAUGAUAUGAGCCCGGAAUUGUACGAAGCUGCUAAGAAUGGGGAUAAUUGUGAACAGAAGAUUUGCUCCUGGCCCAGUUUGGGGCGAUUGCUGGUCAGUAUUCCCAGAUCAAGCAAGAAAUCCGAAGAAGGGAGAUCUAAGAAGAAACUCCUGCUUUUGGAGGAUGAAGAGAAGUUUGCCGAAGAAGGCAAGAUUCCUGAAAGGAUAUCCGCAAAAGACACAAAUCUCCAGGAUCUUCAUAUAAAGUCCCAGCUUCAGGAGAAUGCAAGAAAUCUCUGUGAGAAAAUUCAUGGAGAGAGGAAUUUCUCCAAUUUGCAAGCAGAAAUCUUCUCCAUCCUCAAUAAUUACCAGGAUCUCUAUAUGCCAAGGAGGACUUUUGAGAAUGCUGAUGAAAUUCGCUUCAGCUACUGCCUCCAUGCCCUGAAUCACGCCCUCAAGAGCUACACAAAGAUCUCCCAUCACAAUACCAAAAUUCCCAAGGCUUCAGGCAAAUCUUCAAAGCCAGAAGAAGUCCAGAAGAAAUGCCAGGAUCAGGGGCUCGUGAGGCCCAAAAUCCUGAUAAUCCUGCCCUUCAAGAACUCAGCCUAUCACGUUAUAAAUACCUUAAUCGCUCUCCUGGCUCCGGAACUUUCCGGAAAAGUCAUGAAUCACAAGCGUUUCGUUGAGGAAUUCACAGGCAACGAGCUGGAGUUCCCUCGGAUGAAUCCCAAGCCCGCAGACUACGAAAAGAUUUUUGCCGGGAAUACAGAUGAUAAUUUCCGGAUGGGAAUAUCUGUGGCCAGAAAAUCUCUGAAGUUGUAUGCAGAAUUCUAUUCAGCCGACUUCAUAAUUGCCUCUCCAUUGGGUCUCCGGAUGAUUAUUGGGGCAGCUGGAGAUGAAAAGAGGGACUAUGACUUCCUCUCCUCCAUCGAAAUGCUCAUUAUUGAUCAGAUGGACGUGAUAUUGACGCAAAAUUGGCUGCAUCUCUUGCACAUUUUCGAUCAUUUGCACUUGAAAUUGCAAACCCGGAAGAAUACAGAUUUCUCGAGAGUUCGUUCCUGGUGCCUCAACGGCUGGUCCCGUUUCUACAGGCAGACCCUCCUCUUCUCCAAUCACGAUCUUCCGGAAUUUGUCGCCCUCCUCAGCAAACACUGCAGCAACUACCGAGGAUCCGUUCGGGUGGCAAAUCCCAUUGCAGCAGGAUCUGUCCAGCAAGUUGCCCAGCAAGUCAAUCAAGUCUUCCACCGGAUUGAAGUGAAAUCCCUCGAAGUAACCCAUGACACGAGAUUUGAAUAUUUCACCCGUACAAUCCUACCACGCCUCAAAGCAUCCUUCAUGGCUCACUGUCUCAUCUACAUACCCAACUACUUUGACUUUGUCCGGAUACGAAAUUACUUCAAAAAGGACUUCCCCAACUUCGUGCAAGUCUGUGAGUACACGGAAGAUGCAAAGAUUGCCAGAGCCAGGGAUAUGUUCUAUCACAGUGGAGCCCAUUUUAUGCUGUACACAGAAAGGGCACAUUUCUACCGGAGGACCAGGAUCAGAGGCAUUCGGCAUAUUGUCAUGUAUCAACCACCUUCCUGGCCACAUUUCUACCCCGAGCUCCUCAAUCUCAUGCAGGAAUGCUACCAGAAUCCAAGAGAUGGUCUCGAGGCUCACACAUCCGUCACGGUGCUCUACACAAAAUACGAUGCACUCCAAAUGGCAGCAAUUCUGGGCACAGAUCGCACUUCCGAGAUGCUGAAGUCCAGUAAAUUAACGCACACCAUCAUGAAGGAGAAAUAGCGGAAUUGGCGGGAAGAAAUCUGUACGACAUGAAGUGAGCUGUAGAUUGAAUUUAAAAUAUCGACACGAAAUAUAACCGAUUUGAUACGAAAAA
This is a messenger RNA of Phlebotomus papatasi, 2572 nucleotides long. RefSeq names its product U3 small nucleolar RNA-associated protein 25 homolog. Gene Ontology annotation, molecular function: U3 snoRNA binding; rRNA binding. The record is from RefSeq and is a predicted model, not a curated record. The transcript has a single exon. Bases 127 to 2478 code for a protein of 783 amino acids. Gene Ontology annotation, biological process: maturation of SSU-rRNA from tricistronic rRNA transcript (SSU-rRNA, 5.8S rRNA, LSU-rRNA). Lineage: Eukaryota; Metazoa; Arthropoda; Insecta; Diptera; Psychodidae. Gene Ontology annotation, cellular component: nucleolus; small-subunit processome.